Molecule: messenger RNA, 2371 nt
Organism: Solea senegalensis (Senegalese sole)
Lineage: Eukaryota; Metazoa; Chordata; Actinopteri; Pleuronectiformes; Soleidae
Product: rab5 GDP/GTP exchange factor-like
Exons: 9
Coding region: 313-1725 (470 amino acids)
Biological process (GO): vesicle-mediated transport
Cellular component (GO): cytosol; endocytic vesicle
Molecular function (GO): guanyl-nucleotide exchange factor activity; DNA binding; small GTPase binding
Source: RefSeq, a predicted model, not a curated record
CCUACAGUAGUAGGGCACUGAAAAUGUGUUAGCUUGUUUGACGAGACAAACAAGUGACGAGGAGAUUGACCGUGCGGUGUUUCUGUUUCACAUCGCCUAACUUUAAGCUUCCAUUUCUGAAACACAUUUUCACAUCUCUAAAUCUGUGUAAGUCACACGUCUUUCAUUGAAAUUUUGAAGUAAUACUGUUGUUUUUGUGAGUAUUAUGAGACAUUUGUGACGACGACAGAAAAUACUUGUUUUGAGGAGGAAGCGGUUUCAUGGCGAUUUGACCAGCGGAUAGGUGGGAGUAGUAUAAGAGAGCACUCUACAAUGUGGACAGAUAAACACAGAGGAAUCCGAGUUACCCAGGAGGAGCUUCUCUGCAGGAAUGCCUGUGGGUAUUAUGGAAAUCCUGCAUGGCAUGGCCUUUGCUCCAAGUGCUGGAGAGAGAAAGCUCGUCCAACUGGAGCCCCAAGACAAGACACAAGACCAAAGAAUGAUGGAAUUCCUGUCACCUUCUCCAAGUUUGAGGAGAAGAAAAACAUUGAGAAAGGUCAUCGAAUUAACACAAUGAGGAGACUGUUCUGGGGAAGCCCAUCAUCUCCAAAACGCCAAGAGUCAUCUGAAGACCAUACAAAAGCAUUGAAAGCGUUCCAGAGCCUUGAGCCUGGAGACUUUGCCAGUUUCCUAAAAGUACUUCGCAGUCCUCCUUCCCAGCGCUUGCAGUCUCAGUGCACAGCUUUUCUCAACACAGUGGAAGCUUAUCAUGAUCUGCCAGUACAGAAACAGUCUGACCUUGUGCAGGAUUUCUACAUGUCUUUUGCUGAACAUUUUAGCAGUUUUUCUGAGGCUCAUGUCACUCAGAUAAUGGAGCAUGUGGAGAAGUUAACGAUGACACGGUUGCACAAAUGGGUCUUCUGCCAUGACAGCUGUGAUGAUGAACAGAAGGACCUGCUUCUCCAGAGAAGAAUACGCUCCUUAAACUGGGUUACACCGCAGAUGCUGGACGUACCUUUUCCUGACAAAAGCACCACAGUCACAACUGAUCCAUUCCUGCCUGCUAUAACGGCCAUAAUUGAAAUGGAUGCUAAACGAGCACCACAGGACAAACUUGCCUGUGUGUCCAAAUGCAGUCAUCAUGUCUUUGAGGCCCUCUCCAUCUCGAACAGUGAACCUGCCAAUGCUGACGACUUCCUGUCAGGACUGAUUUACGUGGUGCUGAAGGCAAACCCACCCCGCUUACACUCCAAUGUGCAGUACGUGAUUCGGUUUGGCCUCCCUCACAGUCUGAUGGCAGGAGAGAGCGGCUACUAUUUCACAAAUCUGUCUUGUGCUGUGGCCUUCAUUGAAAAGCUGGAUGGACCUGCACUAAACCUGAGUCCAGAAGAGUUUGAGGGCUACAUGCUGAAUCAGCGCACUCCUGCUGUGGGAGAGAAGAGGCAGAAGACUGCCAGUGAAACACAACAGCUACUGGAAGAGCUAAAAGGCAGACAGGAAAAGCUGGACAAGGGGAUGGAUACUCUCAACAUACAGCUACAAAACUGGGUGCAGACAGUUCAUUCACAACUGGAUGAGGCGACGUCACAGUUUGCUCGGGUACAGAAGGAGAUAAUGUCUCAGGCUGACGUCUCACAUGGUUCGUCAUCCUCGUCCCAAGAUGCGUCACCCCAAGGGGAUGACAAAAACCAGUUUCUGCAGGUGCUCACAGAUCAACAUGCCGGUCUGAAGGAUACAGACUGUUAGCAACAUUAACCAACACCUCAUGUGGCACUUGAUUCUUUUUUUUUUUUUUUAAAUCAUUAGCACUAACUUAUGUAGGAUGUGAAACAAACAUUUAUAUUCUAAGGCCACAUUUGCACAGAUUACAGUUUUAGGAAGUUUAAUAUUGUUAAACUUUUUGCAUUCUGUAUCACGGGGCUCAAUGAAGAUUUUAUUGUCUAUAAUUAAAAUAAUUGACUAUAAAGAUAAUUGUAUUCUGUUCCAGGAUGAAGGAAAUUAAAAUACAUUACAGUUUUAAGUAAACACUCAGGUACAUAUCAUAUCUGCUAAGAUUUUAAAGGUGUGUAUUCAAUUACCACUUGUUUCUAAUAGUGUUCACCAAUGUGCCUUUAUGUAAACUGCUGUGAAGUGAAGGUUUGCUCCAUGAAAAAAAUGUGAGAUGGGCGGACCACUACAAGCUUGACUAAACGGUUUCCACCUGUGUCACUAUUCUCAUAUUGUCUGCACUGUUUUGUUCAGAAAAUGAAAAAGAAAGGAAAAAAACCCUGCUGCAAAACAAUGUGAUGCAAGAGUGGCAAAUAUACUGUAUGUACUUUUUUACAGUUAAGUAAUGAGUAAUGAAGGGGUUGUUCUGAUUAAUGUUGUAUUAAAGUUGAUUUGCACAAUUAAA